AUCUCACCCCAAAUUGGUGAACUCUUGCUCAUCAGGUACAAGCUGAUGCCUGCGCGCCCGACCAGGGUAGAGACGAUAAUUACAAAAGAUCCAGCUCCUCCUCCUGCUCCUCUCUGACUGCUGUAGCUCCUACAGGAUAUCAACUUUUUUCUUUUAUUUAUUCUUCCAACAACUUCUAAAAUUCUUCACAGACUCUGCCACCGGCUUGGCUCUCUCGCUCACACAUCAUACAAUUGAAACUUUGCAACACACAUUUAUAAUCAAUCAUCUUCGACACCGCUCAAGUCCGCUGCAUCCAUCCUGACCAGAACGUCGAGUCAUCCAGCAAAAGAUUGCUGCUAGAGGUCUACAUACGAUCCUACCCCUCGGCUUUCAACUCCCAUCUCAACCUCACAUAUACGAUUUACGAUGGCUUUCGAAAUCCAGUGGGAUCACCAAUUCUGUCUUGCCUGUGACAGGCAGACAGAUGGUGCAACCUACUGUUCAGAAUCUUGCCGCCUGGCCGACUACGAGAAGACGUCUCCCUCCUCGUCCACACCCAGCUCGGGUGCCAGCUCACCAGCCUUGGCUGGCCCGUCCUACGCCUGGGGCUUCUCGAACAUGACUUCGAGCACCUCGUCGUUGUACCAGCCCCAAGGUUUCGACUUUUCUGCCUCACCGCUUUACCAGUCGUACCAACAACGCUCGUCAAACCCGGCGUCUGGCCAGAGCCUGUCGCCAUCGAGCUCACACGCAAGCCUCUCGUCUAUGGGCAGCAAUGCGGCGAAGAACACCGAGGCCUAUCAGCUCUCAGAGAAGGCCAGGAGGGAACUCCAAGCGUACGCCAGCUCCUUUGAGCAAGUGAGGCUUCAGCGAAGGAGGUCACAAUAAGCGUCAAAACCGCCUUUAUAAAAACAAAUUACUUGAACCAGUCAUCGAGGCUUCUCAGCCCAACAUCAUCAGCAUUACGACAUUUUAAACGAUAAAAAAAACGAAACCCUCUUCUCAGUUCAACUGCUCGCAUAGCCACCAUACACACUUCUCUUACACUCCAUUUUUCCUUUGUUGUACAAGAAAAAAAAAGGAGCAUGCAUUUCACCGGAGCACGGCAUCAUUCAAAACAUUAAAAGUUACUUCACCCUUCUCAAACUUGAACCAAAUCAAUCACACAUGAUCUGGUUUCACAAGUUGACGAGCCUGGCUCGUUUUUCUCAUAUCUUUCUGUUAUUUUUGUUAAUCAAUCUUCUGGAGGUCCUUUCAACAACAGUAACAGUGAUGGGGUACGGAUACGGACACGCCGGAUGCGCUGCCAUGCACACUCCUCCCCCACAGCACACGAACACGAACCCCCCUUCCUCACCCUUUGACCUUUAACAUAACCGCUGGCAUGGGCAUCCGGGAGAUUGAUUUGUUUUUAUACGGACGGAUACAAGGCGUUGGAUACUGGGAAUCGCAUGGCACAAACAGAAUGUCACUGUUGCCGCGUUGGACUCUUGGAAAACUUUCUGACACGAGAUAUACCCUGGCUUUUUUGCUUUUUCUUUUUUUUUUUUUUUUUUUUUUUUUUCUCUCUCUCUUACUGGGCGGAAUGAUACACCUGAUUUUUUGUGGGGAAAUUUGAGAGGAGUUUUAUAAAGCUACAAAAGGCAUCAUAUUAUUUCUGAGUGAGAGCGCCUUGGAGGAAAUGGCGGUGGAUAGAUAUCAGGCGAACAGAAGCAUCUUGAACAGAUGCUUAGGGGGGGGGGGAGUUGUUGGCGACCCAUGUACGCAUCAGCUGCAGCAUAUGAACUGCGCUGAAUCCCAUUGUUGGAGACUCGCUCAACAAGGAAAAAUUUUUCCCUCCCGAUUUGACAGUUCAAAGGUCUAUUAUUGUGAUUGUAACAUGACAAUUCUCUCCUUGACCAAAACAGUGCACAGUGGCCGGCUAGGGGGUAACUUCCCCUCAACAAGCUCCAUGUUCUUCAUGCCCAUGCCAUUGGAGCCUUGUUAGUUUUGUCGCCCUUAAUUCCAAACGAUCAAACCUCGAAUUCCAACCAUUUCCGAACAAUGAGUGUGGGACAGUUUUUGAGCCGAAGUGAACGGACGUCCAAAGAAAAUAUUUAGCUGCAUCCUCUUGGAUGCAUUAGAGAUGUGCGAGUUGUCAUAACCCUUUUCCGCAACACCCAAAUUAGUGUCUUUUUUUUUAAUCUUCUCCUCCUCUCUCCUCUAGACUACCGGUGACAAGGGAAAAAAAGAAAAAAAGAAAAAAAAAACCCUGCGUCCUUGGUACUAUAGCAACCUUGAGGGAUCACCGCCGUACUUGGUCGUAGCACUAGCUGACGCAAGGCCAAGGUACUCAAUGCACAACGCAACAAAUUAUUAGCGUCCUGGAGCCAACACGGUAUUCAGGACCAGAUGGGAUUUCGUAUGAAGGAGAAAAAAAAGGUCCUCUACAUCAAACUGACUCUAAGUUAUGCAGCUGACCGCACAAUUUGGGCAUGGCUUGCCACACCCCACAAGGGAGGGGAAUUCUUUGCAUUCCCGCAGGAUCUCCUGAUGGGCUGUUCUUGGGGAACCUUUCAAAUGCGGGCAGCAUACCCCAAAGUGCCUUACAGCUCCAGACUCCGGGAGCAACACCUUCUCCAUAUUUGCCCACUUUUGAGAAGGUCUGGAAGCACUUCUAGGUGUUUCGGCUUUGGAUUUCCGGGAAGCUGGGUUCUUCAUAGGCAUGAGUGGCUUUUUUUUUCUGUGUUAUGUCAGCUCGGCUGCUAUUAGCACUAGGGAC
Pyricularia oryzae 70-15 is the source of this 2743-nucleotide messenger RNA. RefSeq lists its product as uncharacterized. The record is from RefSeq and is a predicted model, not a curated record. The coding region runs from base 409 to 870 and encodes 153 amino acids. NCBI's taxonomy places the organism in Eukaryota, Fungi, Ascomycota, Sordariomycetes, Magnaporthales, Pyriculariaceae. The transcript has 2 exons.